This is a messenger RNA of Thamnophis elegans (Western terrestrial garter snake), 1850 nucleotides long. It is a transcript of the gene ECEL1, whose product is annotated as endothelin converting enzyme like 1. Gene Ontology annotation, cellular component: plasma membrane. NCBI's taxonomy places the organism in Eukaryota, Metazoa, Chordata, Lepidosauria, Squamata, Natricidae. The coding region runs from base 1 to 1599 and encodes 532 amino acids. The record is from RefSeq and is a predicted model, not a curated record. Gene Ontology annotation, biological process: protein processing. The transcript has 17 exons. Gene Ontology annotation, molecular function: metalloendopeptidase activity.
AUGGCCGAUCGGCAUGCCAAGAAGUCCCUCUACAAAUGCCAUUCUCAGGCCUGCCAGAUUGACCAGGAUGGGCUGACCUUGUCCGAACGAACACUCUACCUGGGCCAGGAUGACGAAAGCGAAAAGAUCUUGGCCGCUUAUGUGGUAUUCAUGGAGCGCCUUUUGAACCUGCUGGGUGCCGAGCAUGUGAAACAGAAAGCCAAGGAGAUUCUUCAGCUGGAGCAGAGGCUGGCCAACAUAACUAUCUCCGAGUACGAUGACCUACGGAGAGAUAUCAACUCCAUGUACAACAAAGUCACACUGGGCGAGCUGCAGCGCAUCGCACCCAACUUAAAAUGGAAGCGUCUUCUGGACCGGAUAUUCCAUGAGCAUUUUUCAGAGGAUGAAGAGGUGGUGCUCUUAGCCACCGAUUACAUGCAGCAGGUCUCGGAGAUCAUCCAAACAACCCCAAUCAGGAUCCUUCACAACUACAUGCUGUGGCGCAUUGCGGUGGUGCUGAGCGAACAUCUCUCCACCCCGUUCCGGGACGCCAUUCACGAGUUUGCCAAGGAGAUGGAGGGGGCCGAGAAGCCGAUGGAGCUAGCCAAAACUUGCUUGAGUCAAGCCAACAAGCACUUCGGAAUGGCUUUGGGGGCCCUGUUUGUGGAAGAAUAUUUCUCCUCCACCAGCAAGGCCAAGGUGCAACAGUUAGUGGAAGAUAUCAAGCACAUCCUGGACCGGCGACUCGAAGAACUGGAAUGGAUGGAUGAAGAAACCCAGAGGGCGGCCAGAGCGAAGUUGAAACACAUGAUGGUGAUGAUCGGUUAUCCGGAUUUCCUUCUCAACCCCGGAGCAGUGGACAAGGAAUACGAGUUCGAAGUCCACCAGAAAACCUACUUCAAGAACAUCCUCCACAGCAUCAGGUUCAACAUCAAGUUGUCGGUGAAGAAGAUCCGUCAGGAAGUGGACAAGUCAGCGUGGCUGUUACCUCCUCAAGCACUGAAUGCUUAUUACCUUCCUAACAAGAACCAGAUGGUGUUCCCAGCUGGAAUUCUUCAACCGACGCUCUACGAUCCUGAAUUCCCACAGUCUUUGAAUUAUGGGGGGAUCGGUACAAUUAUCGGGCAUGAGCUGACCCACGGCUACGAUGACUGGGGCGGACAAUACGACCGGUACGGGAACCUGAUGCACUGGUGGACGGAGGCCUCGUACAGCAAGUUCCGCCAGAAGGCCGAGUGCAUUGUGAAUCUCUACGACAACUUCACCGUCUACAACCAGAGGGUAAAUGGGAAACACACCCUGGGAGAAAACAUUGCAGACAUGGGAGGACUGAAACUGGCCUACUACGCGUACCAGAAAUGGGUGCGGGAACACGGCCCCGAAAAUCCCCUGCUGUGGCUGAAAUACACCCACGAGCAGCUCUUCUUCAUCGCCUUUGCUCAGAACUGGUGCAUUAAACGGCGCUCGCAGUCCAUCUAUCUCCAGGUGCUGACCGACAAACAUGCCCCCGAACAUUACAGGGUGCUGGGCAGCGUCUCCCAGUUUGAGGAAUUCGGACGGGUCUUCCAUUGUCCCAAGGACUCCCCCAUGAACCCCACACACAAGUGCUCAGUCUGGUGAAGCCCCCACCUGCCCUUGCCUGCACCCAGCCCGGAUCGACACGCCUCUUGGCAUCGUCCUGGUGCAUGGCACCGAAAUAGCAGAGGGAGAAAGGAGAGAGAAGACCUCUUAAAAUUCCUAGAGGUGGUCCGGGCUCUGGGGAUAUGCCCACGCCUACCAACAGGAGCCCCAAGCACCCCAAAAUCUUUGGGCCUUGACAGCAUACUGUAUUUUUCGGAGUAUAAGACGCGCUGAAGUAUAAGACGCACCUA